AAAAUGUCAAUAAGACAUCGUCCACUUAAAACUUGUGGAUCUUCCAUCUCAAAAAUUACUCAAAAUUUGUACAAAGAUGUCAAGAAUUCCCAAGGAGCCUUGGGAUCAAUGGUCGCGAGAAUGGACCCAUUGGUUGCUUUAUCCGCUCCCGUCAUAAAUAUCAUCGAAAGUCAGAGCGAAUCCGCCCUCUCUUUCGCAGACGAUCGCAUCCUCGAGAUCGAAAGCAAGAUCGAAACCGCUUUUCCAUCGUCCACAUUAGCGUUCGACGCCGUGGACGAAGCCCUACACAUGGUAGAAAUCCUUCCUGCGAAGUUGGAUGGCGUUUUCAGAAGUAACUUUCCAAGUGGAAUAACUCUAGAUCAAUUCUUGAGUUGGGUGUAUGUCUUCUUAAUAACAUUGUUCAAGUUGUGCACAUCAAUUUUGACUCAUGGAGGGUUGCCCGAGAAGGAGAUCAUGGUUGACAUAACAUACAACAUUACUAGAAGGGGUUCCGAGUCAUCAAUGUCGUCGUCUAAUUAUUUAUCGGAUAGGUUGGGUUGGAUGAAGUGUAGCUAUAAGGAUAUUCUAAAGAAGCCCGAAAAAGAAGCCGAGAAAUGUAGUUAUAAAGACAUUUUGGAAAAAGGAACAAAACAUGAUCAUCCAAACACGAGAAAUAUAGAAGAAGAAAUAACGGGUAAAAAAAAUGAAGACAUAAAACUUAGGGAGAUAGGAAGGAUAAAAGAUGAUCAAGAAAAAGAAUACAUUAUUGUGAAAGCGGGAGAAAGAGAAGAAGGGGAAGACACGCCCAAAGAUCCACUUGGAGGCAUAAAGAUUAAGGGAGAUCCAACAUUACAAUUUGACACCAAUUGGCACAUAAAACCUAGUAAAUAA
Impatiens glandulifera is the source of this 870-nucleotide messenger RNA. RefSeq lists its product as uncharacterized. The transcript has a single exon. Bases 4 to 870 code for a protein of 288 amino acids. Lineage: Eukaryota; Viridiplantae; Streptophyta; Magnoliopsida; Ericales; Balsaminaceae. The record is from RefSeq and is a predicted model, not a curated record.